This is a messenger RNA of Asparagus officinalis (garden asparagus), 2100 nucleotides long. RefSeq lists its product as uncharacterized. NCBI's taxonomy places the organism in Eukaryota, Viridiplantae, Streptophyta, Magnoliopsida, Asparagales, Asparagaceae. The transcript has 3 exons. Gene Ontology annotation, molecular function: protein dimerization activity; DNA binding. The record is from RefSeq and is a predicted model, not a curated record. Bases 1 to 2100 code for a protein of 699 amino acids.
AUGUCACGCCCAAUUAAGAACAAAGGAUUUGAUGAUACACCAUUGUGGAGUCAUGUUGAGGUUCUAUCCACACCCACUGGUGGAGGUGGUAAUAGGGUGUGGAGAUGCAAAUAUUGUAAUAAAACAGUAACUUCUUCCUAUUCCAAGGUUAAAGGGCAUUUGCUAAAAAUUCCCAACCAAUGUGUUCAAGCUUGCAAGGGAAUAACAGAGGACAUAUACCGUGAGAUUAAGAAAGAAAAUGAUGAAGCUGAACAUAAGAAAAGGAAUUUGUCUCUGAGUGUAAAACAAAAGCAGGAUUAUAUUUCUCUUCCUGAAGGUUCUGAUUUAGUUCAACCAAAGAAAAGAAAAGGGUCACUGGAGAUGUCCUUCAAUGUGUUAGAAAGAGAAGAAGCUGACAAAGAAUGUGCCAUGAUGUUCUAUACAGGUAUGCUAUCCUUUAAUUUUGCAAGAAAUCCAUACUUCAGAAAAUAUUCUCAAAGGUUAGCCAAUGGAAAUCUUCAUGGGUAUGUUCCUCCUACUUUUGAGAGACUUCGAACAACUUUACUAGUCCAAAUGAGAGCACAUGUUGACAAGUUACUACAACCGAUCAGAGAUAAUUGGGUCAAAAAAGGUGCAUCAAUAUGUUCAGAUGGUUGGCAAGAUCGUCACUCAAAGCCUUUGGUGAACAUCAUGAUAGCUUCUGCUGCCGGUCCGAUGUUCCAGAAAAUAAUUGAUGCUACUGAGGUGCUUAGUAAAGAUGCUGAAUAUUUGGCAGGUGUUUUUACUGAAGUAAUAGAAGACAUUGGUGAAAGUGUGUUUACUGAAGUAAUAGAAGACAUUGGUGAAAGUAAAGUUGUACAGGUCAUAACUGAUAAUGCAUCUAAUUAUAAAGCUGAUGGAGCAAUAAUUGAAAGAAAAUUUCCUAACAUUUUUUGGACACCUUGUGUUGUUCAUUGUUUGAAUUUGGUUCUCAAAUCCAUAUGUGAACCUAAUGAGAGAGCUUCUCACUAUAUUGAAUGUCAGUGGAUAUCACAAUUGGUGCAUCAAGUGAAUGAAAUCAACUAUUUCAUCCUAAAUAAUGGUUUAUCAACUACUAUUUUUGAGCGUUAUGCAGAUGUGAAACUCUUAAAAGUAGCUGAAACUAGAUUUGGUUCAAAAAUUGUGAUGGCCACAAGGAUACAAAGGUUGAAAGAUGCUCUUGAAAAAACUGUGAUGGACCCCGAUUGGAAGAAAUUUAAGGUGAAUGGGAGGAAUCCCAUUGAACUUAAAGCUAGAAAGGUGAAAGAUUUGUUGGUUAGUGAUGCAUGGUGGGAUCAAGUUGAUUAUCUACUCAAGUUUGCAGAGCCAAUGAUGAAUUUUUUAAGGGCCGCUGACAUGGACUCUUCGGUGUUGCACUUAGUGUAUGAUAUGUGGGAUACUAUGAUAGAAGAAGUCAAGAAAAUUAUUUUUGAGCAUGAAGGUGUCGACUUAGUGUCAGGUCAGUCAAGUUUUUUUGAUGCAAUUCAGCAUGUCAUCGAGUCAAGAUGGAACAAGAGCAACACACCACUACAUUAUAUGGCACACUCAUUAGUUCCUAAGUACUACACUGAAGAAUGGCUUCAAGGAGGUGGAAACAACAUUCGAAGAGUUGCUCCAAAUGAAGAUGAAGAGGUCUCAACAAACAGAAACAAGUGUCUACAAAGACUUUUCCCCAAUUCAGAUGAUGCUCGAAGAGUUUUUUUAGAAUAUGGUACAUUUUCUGGCAGUUUAGGGAACUUCAGCGAGCCUCACGUCAUGGCAGCCAGGGCAUAUGAAGACCCUUUGUCAUGGUGGGCUAACUAUGGCUCCACAACUCCAUUGUUGCAGAGCCUAGCUUUUAAACUUCUUUCACAGCCUGCUUCUUCUUCUUGUUGUGAGAGGAACUGGAGCACAUUUGGAUCCAUUCAAACUGUGAAAAGAAAUAGGCUGGCAUCUAAAAGGUUGGAAGAUCUUGUUUACAUUCACAACAACUUAAGAUUGCUUUCUCGGAAGCAAAAAGAGUACACUGAUGGGGGAGACACUAUGGAUGGUGAUAGCAUAUUGGAAGUUGCUGAGCUUUCCCUAAAUGAACAUGAGAUCGAAGCCAUUUCUUUUGACUUAUGA